Lindgomyces ingoldianus is the source of this 1041-nucleotide messenger RNA. RefSeq lists its product as uncharacterized. The record is from RefSeq and is a predicted model, not a curated record. Bases 1 to 1041 code for a protein of 346 amino acids. The transcript is spliced from 2 exons. NCBI's taxonomy places the organism in Eukaryota, Fungi, Ascomycota, Dothideomycetes, Pleosporales, Lindgomycetaceae.
AUGGCGUUCCUCACAACUGGCUUACUGGAAACCCCACUUCAUUCAUCGACUCAAAAUACCAUCAUCGACUCUUUCUGGGGGCCUGUUCCAAUUCUUCACCGCCGCAGCUUGGAUGGUAUCGACCUCGAAGCGUACUGGAGCUUCUACUUCAAGGAAUGCGAGCAUGCUCUCCAUGAUGGAGGUAGGCAUGUCACUGCUCGGACGCACCAGGACAUCCUCGACAUCGUCGCACUGCUAAGAGAUCACGAGUCACGAGACGACAUUCGGGACUCACUGCGCUCUAAGCUCUCGCGAACCUAUCUAAACGAGGGCGACCUUCUCGACAGUUCGAUUGACCUCGCCGCCCGCCUCUUGUUGAUGAUCGACUUUGGAAAUCUCCAGUAUGGCUUCUCCGGACGACGACAACUUCGCUGGGAUAAGGGGCGUCUAAAAGACUACCUCAAGUCGUACUUUGGUACGCCUCCCGCGUUGGGCCACGAUCGGGUGAAGCUAGAACGUGUCUUCAACGCUUGCAACCUGGGCCGGAUAGCUGGCGUAGAACUCAUCCCAACGGAUAAUCUGAUAGAUCAUCUGCGAUUGACCGAUGACGACACCAAGGUGUACAUUUUCCACCACGCUUCAUUCUUGAAGUGUCAGUCCCGAAGUACAAUCAUGCCAGACGGCUUGGCAGAUGAAACCCUCCGCACCCUCGCUCUUCUAUUCCCACAAUCCGAUCCCCAUACGAGAAAGUGGUUUCGCCAGCUUCCCCCACCCUUCUUGCUCGAUCCGCAAUUGAUACAGUGUGGACACCUCAAAACUGACGACCGUCAAAUCGAACACUUCGUAUUUUGGCAUGACCGACUAGUUAUAUUGAAGCAGAUCUUUGACGAGGCAACACCACGUCAUAUUUCUCAAUGGUGGUAUGACAGGCGAAAUGGAGUGCAAUGGUACACCUUUUGGGUCGCCAUCAUGGUGCUGGGCCUUACGCUCCUAUUUGGGUUGGUGCAGUGCAUUGAAGGCGCCAUGCAGGUCUACGGCACCUUUCAUCCGAAGCAAAGCUGA